This is a messenger RNA of Penicillium olsonii, 1044 nucleotides long. Lineage: Eukaryota; Fungi; Ascomycota; Eurotiomycetes; Eurotiales; Aspergillaceae. The record is from the annotation of a GenBank genome assembly.
AUGCCAAUCUCUCGCGCGUCGCUCAAUGAUAUUCCGCUCUCCUACGCCUCAUGCUCAAUCGGAUGUGGGCCAAAAGACACGCUUCCCCGUCGUCUAGAAGCAAUCAGUGCAGCAGGGUUCACCGCGAUCGAGCUCUCCUUCCCCGACAUUCUCGACUAUGGUCUCCAACUCACAGGCGAGUCCAUCAGUCCGGUAGAUUACCCCAAAAUCAUCUCUGUAGCAGCAGAGAUUCGCAAACUCUGCGAUUCUCACCGACUAAGUGUCAUGAUGCUACAGCCAUUCUCCAACUUAGAGGGAUGGCCCAAAGGAUCAACGGAUCGGGAAGAAGCAUUCGCUAGAGCUACAGGUUGGAUGGAGAUCAUGAACGUGGUCGGAACCGACUUGUUGCAGGUUGGAGCAACAGAUACACCCGAACCGGCUAUCUCGUGUGAUCGAGAAGUCAUAGUCGCCGAUCUACGCCUACUAUCGGACCUCCUGGCGAAGCGCAAGUAUCGCCUCGCAUACGAGAAUUGGUGUUGGUCAACACAUGCAGCAACCUGGAAGGCAGUCUGGGAAAUUGUCAAAGCAGUCGAUCGUCCAAAUUGCGGACUGUGUCUAGAUACGUUCCAGACAGCGGGGAGUGAAUGGGGCGAUCCAACGACCACAUCCGGGCUGAUCGAGGAUGUUUCGCAGAGUGAUCUGCGCAAGCGCUUCGAUGCCAGUAUGCAAGAGCUUGCGACUACGGUGCCAGCGGAGAAGAUUUAUCUUCUCCAGAUCUCGGAUGCAUAUAAAGUCUCCCCGCCACUAGAGAAUAAGACUCUGAAUGAGCUUCGGCCAAGGGGAAGGUGGAGUCAUGAUUAUAGGCCUAUGCCGUACGACGGAGGAUAUUUACCUAUUGAAGAUGUUGCGAAGGCGGUUUUGAAGACUGGGUUCCGGGGUUGGUUUUCGAUGGAGAUUUUCGAUUCUGGGCCAAAGGGGGAUGGGAAGAAGUAUGAUAUGGGGCCUUUUGCGAAGAAGGCUAUGGAUAAUAUGCAGCAGUUUUUGACGAACUGCGCUACGGAAUGA